GAGGGGCUGGGCAUGUGAAAAACGCAGUCGUCUGAAACUGUCGAAUUCAGUUGUCACGUUGCAUCUGUCAGCUUCAAGACAAAGCGGAAACCUUGGCAUCAUGAUGUAGAGAAUACAGGCUUGGCUAAAAACAGAAAACUUGACAGGAAGACAGCUCCCGUGAAAUCAAAAUGUCUGAGUUCGAUGAGAACGAGGAAGUUGUACCCGCGAUUCUGACAUCUGUCAAACAGGAGCCAGACUGCAGUCUUCUCACAGACCCAGACGACAGUGAAAACAAUGCCAACUACUCGCAGGGCUACUCCAUUCAGGAGUCGGAUGAUACAGAUAUGGACUAUAUUAUCACAACACAGGAGGGUACGCCGUUGUUUGAUUCCAGAGACCCAUCACCAGUCAAACCAAAAUCCAAGUCAAAGAGAAGGAGACAUGAUGAAGAAUCUCCAAACAGCAGGGUUAAACGUAGAAAGCGAUGUGGCGAAUGUGGUCCUUGUCAGGUCAAAGAAAACUGCGGCACCUGCAUCCAAUGCCAGCGGCGAAGUGUGUUGAAACAGAGCUGUAUAUACAGGAAGUGCUUGUACCUGAGGAAACCCUCCAAAUUUAGAGUGCCCUCAACAGACUGUUCACUGGAGUCUCAGAAUUCCAUGGAGUACACGACAAACGAAGAUGUUCUUCUUCCAGAUGACACUGCAUUACUGGAGAGACCGAUGGUGCUAUUGUCCCCAGAAAGCCAGGAUGACCACCUCCCGGAAGGUGAAGCAGAAAACAUGAACUACGCUCCUGCUGAAGAGGAUGCUCUCAAUACAGAUGUUGUUGCUGUUGAGAAAAUAUGUGAACCCAUGAAAGAACCUACUCAAACUGUUCCUGAUGCACAGACUGUCCAUCCUGUCAAACCUCAUCCUCCAGGUGAGGAUGAAGAGGACAAAGGAUUGAGCUCUGAGGACUUCUUUCAAAAGAGGAUAAUAAAUGCUGACAGAGAUGAAGAUGGUCUGUCAGAACACCCAGUUUCUGCACAUUCUCCUGAGCCUCUCUUGACUGGCAGUGACCUUCACAUGCCUCAACGCGAACUGCUACGGAAGAAGAUUCUAGAACGCAAGCUCUCUGUAGACGGAGCAGUACCCCAAGGUUCUCUUCAAGCAUUUGGGCGACGCAAUUCUGAUCCUUUGAUAGAGGUGCCUAGUGGGGUAGACACAGCAGUGUCAACCACAAAAGAGCCUCAAGAUGAUCGCAUUAUUAUUAAAGAUAUCCUGGAAAAGGUACCGUACUCAAAAAAUAAAACAAAAGGGCGAUCUCAUAAAAGUGAAAGGCAGACGAGCAUUUGUGCAAAAUGGACUAAGAUGCAUUCAGGCUCACUUGACAAGAGAUCAAGGAGCCAUAGGUCUAGUGCUUCACCUGCAAGUGUUCAAAGUAACCCUAACAGGGACAUGCCUUACGAUAAUGUGCACCCGGAUCAUGCGUUGCGCAUCCCUAAUAUGGCUUCGCCCUGCUUUGAUGUGGGAGCACCGAGAUUCCCUUAUCAUAUGAUGGGAUCUAGUGCUUCUGGCCUGCAUGCACCUUCAGUGAACUCCAUCCCAUUUCUGAGAGGAUUUGAUUCGGGGCCCUAUCCUCCUAGAAUGAUCUAUUACCCCAGAGAUCCUCGGUCAUCCCCAGCAGAGAUGUAUGGCCCUUCACCCCAUGGUUUUAGACCUGUAUACCCUGGUCAGGUUCCAGCCAUGUACCCACCCUCUAACAGACCUGAGGGUUCAAGGUCAUCAACUCCACCUUUGAGAAUCGAGGACAGUACACGAUUUUCUGCAGGGUAUAUGUCAGAUUCGCAGAGCCAGAAGUCAUUUGGGACACCUGAACCUCCCAGGCACUGUCCACCCCUUAAAGAUUCUCGAGGGCUUAAUCCUGCAAAAUCUUCUGCAGAUACUCAAAGGCAAUAUCAGCAGCCGAUCAACUUACACCGGCAACAGCAUCCAGUGGUCAGCCCAGAUGCUCAGAGGCUUCCACCAGUAAUUGAUGUAAGAGGACAAUCACAUCCAGCUUAUCUGCAAGAUGGUCACAGACUGGGUCCAGUCCCUAAUUCAGCCACAUCUGAUGUGCACAGACAUUCGCAAAUCUCACCCUUCUCAGAUCAGAGGAGACUUCCUUCUCCUGAUUUCAAUGCAUAUAGAUAUGGACUUAGACCAGAGUAUGUCCGAUUCCCUCCACAACCCCCAGAAGGACUUCCUCAGAGCUCUGCCAGAUCCAAUCGGUUCAGUCCCAGCCCCAGCCCCAAGGAGCGGUCUCCCCACCAGUCCAUGAUGGAUGGUUGUACCUAUCCUGGUGGUCAGCCACCACCGCCGCGGUUGUUCAGUCCAUGGAUGCCACAUGGUAUUCCAUUUGGCAUGCAUUUCCCAGGUGGUUACCCUGCGUAUGCACCUCGAUAUCCCAUGGAAAUGGUGCGUGGGAUUCCUGGUGCACCCAUGGGACCUCCCUAUUUCCCACGGUUCCCAGGCCCUCUUCCGAUGGAUAGCUUGGGUCGUGGAUUGGAUGACUUGGAACCUGGAGAGGUGCGUAGGUUUCCUCCUGCACAACCACCUCCUCCUUCGGACGGUCCCAGGCCAGAGUUACCCCCACCGCGACAACCAACCCCUCCAUCAGCGAACUCAGGCAAACAAUCCCCUGUCCCAGCAAAGGACAAGACUACUGCUAAGCCACCCAUGGAUGCCCACUUGAAACGAUAUUUGGAUGAUGUGUACAAGAACUUCACUUGUCACCCUUCAAGACCGUCAUCUUUACCAAACAAAACUGAUGGUCAGCUCAGUGAACAGUCAUCCAGUCUGCCUGACUAUGAGCGAGAAAUGAUCAGCAUUGAUGACUUCCACGUGAGUGCCUACAUUCGAGCAGAUGGCACGAACAGUGUGGAAAUAGAAUUUGACCAAAAUUCCCUGGUGGAAGAUACCCAAAGUCCAGCUUCAUGUGAUCUUACAUCUGCACCAAAUUCCCAGUACACUGCUGAUGCAGGUAACUCUGUACCGGCAAUCAAAGAAAUUCUUGUGGACGGAAAGCCUUUCCUGGUUGGACUGAGUGGUACAGUGGAGGACAGUGUUGUGCUGAGACAGGAUCUGGGGGAUGAAGGUGUAGUGCAAAUAGAGCUUCCAGGGGAGAAGUUUAAAGUGGAAAAUAUUCUUUUGAAUCCUGAUAUUCUUGCUUCCUCCAGCAAUGUUGAUAGACUGCUUCAGUUUCUUUCUAAGAAAGUAGACCUGCAAGUCAGCACAGUCUAAAACGCUUUUGCUGUGUCUUACAUGUCUUAUGUGUGUAAUUGUCAUGUCUUCCUGUUUUAACCCACGUUGUUGUUGUUGCUCUUGUUGAUACACAUCUACUGUGAAAGAUGAUGGUAUAUAUUCUCUCUAUUUACAUGUUCCUGCCAGUCCAUGCGCUCACAUGAAACUAUUAUGACGCACCAAAUAAUCAAUGCAAAUAUCAUUUCAUCAUUCUGUAAGAUGGGUCGGAAGUUGGGGUCACGUGACCACC
This is a messenger RNA of Liolophura sinensis, 3492 nucleotides long. RefSeq lists its product as uncharacterized. The coding region runs from base 171 to 3242 and encodes 1023 amino acids. The record is from RefSeq and is a predicted model, not a curated record. The transcript is spliced from 3 exons. Gene Ontology annotation, molecular function: zinc ion binding; DNA binding. NCBI's taxonomy places the organism in Eukaryota, Metazoa, Mollusca, Polyplacophora, Chitonida, Chitonidae.